This is a messenger RNA of Panonychus citri (citrus red mite), 2411 nucleotides long. RefSeq lists its product as uncharacterized. The record is from RefSeq and is a predicted model, not a curated record. NCBI's taxonomy places the organism in Eukaryota, Metazoa, Arthropoda, Arachnida, Trombidiformes, Tetranychidae. The transcript has 4 exons. Bases 108 to 2309 code for a protein of 733 amino acids.
UUAUCAAAUUGUAACAGUUUCUUUCUGAUUGUCAGUUUGUUUGUAUUAUCUUCCUCUUCUUCUCAUUUCUUUUUAUUUUAAUUUAAUUUGUUUCCAUCUCUCCGGCCAUGAAUAUGGAUGAAUCUAAUUCAGUUUGUGACAAUAAUUGUGAUCUGCAUAAAAAUGAAGGUGAAAAGAAAAGAUUAUUCAAAUUCUCAAAAAUUGUUGAUGAUUUCGUGACAAAGAGUAAAAUGUUGUCUGAAUGCUGUUCAACUUCAAAUCCUGAUACUCUGGACGGAAUUAAGAAACAAAAAGUGGUCACUGUUGACCUUAAAUUGAAAAAAAGUAAAGAGAUGAUCGAUACUAAAGAAUUAGUGUUAACUCUGGAAAAAGAGGCUGAGAAAAAAUUAGAUUCUCUGAAUUUGGAAUUUGAAUUAAAGCUUUUCCAAUCUAAGAAAAAAAAUAUUCUACUUCAAGAAGACAAUUUCAAACUUCGUAAGGACACAGCAGCGAUCAAAGAGCAAUAUGAGAAAAAGAUUCAUGAUCAGGAGAUGGAGACCCAAAAGAAAUUAAAAGAUCUCCGGAAAGAAUUGACUAAACCUCUCGCCAAAAUCGCUAAUCAACAAAGUCAAACUGAAGAAAAAGUUAUUCCAAUUAAAGAAUUAGAAAAGGUACAAAGUGUUUACGACAUGGAACUGAAGAAACUAAAAGCAACUUAUGAAAAAGAAUAUGAGGCAAAAUUAUUGGAACAACGAUCGUGCCUGGAAAAAGAAAAUGAAUCAAAAUUAAAUCAACUAAGAACAGAAUUAACUAAAUUGUUGGACAUUUCAAUGGACAAAAAAAUUCGAUCAGAAAACAAAACUAUUGUGGACGAUGAAGUGAUCUUUGUACGUCAAAGUUUCUCACAGAAAACACCAGAGACGAUGGAAACAGAAGAAAACAAAACCAGAACAAAAAGUUCUAAAAAUUCUGAUCCUGAUCAGUCAAUAAAUCGAUCGAACAGACGGACCAGAUCAACGGAGUCUAGAACAACGAAAAGAGCGCGGAUUGAAGUACCUGUUGAAUCAAAAGUACCAGAAGCUCCAAAAGUUUCGCCAAAUUGUAGUAGCGAAUCUCGUUCAAAAUCUUCGUCACCCUCUCAUUCUAAUGAACAGUUAUCAUCGAAAGCCAAUUCGCUCUCUGGAUAUGAUGUAGAAAGAUAUGUUUACACGGGAGCCGCUAAGCUCAAUAAAUGGGUGUCUGAAUACGAACAAUUUAAAAGUUCAUGUAGCCAUGAUGAAUUUUUGACCUUUGCUUCGAUCAUUAAUGUCUAUAAUUUGCUGUCCUCGAAUGUGAUUCCAGUUAAUCGAUCAACUCACCAAGAUUGGAGUGAAAGUAAAUUACAAUUAAAUUAUUCGGAGAAAAGCGCUAAAAAAUAUCGUGACUCAAGCUAUCAGAUUUUCUUUCAUAAUGAUGCAGCUCCUAAAAGUCAUUUAGAUUUCAAAAAUUUGGUGGAUGAAAAUUAUGACAAUGAGAAAUCAAGAUGUAAAUUAGCCAAUUGUCCGUGUGGAAAUCGAUUCGAAAAGGCCAAGACGAAACACAAUAUAUCUCGUCACAUAAGUGAGAACUUUUGUAUUUUUGUUUGUAACAAAUGUAGCUCUUCAUACCACAUCAUAGCCUCUCUUUUCGGACAUUACGAUAACUGUUGUAGUGAAAGAUGCAAAAAAAUGACCAAACUCAAAAGAUCGGGAGAGUUGAAGCCAUUUUUGAAGACAAAAGAAACUCCGACAACCUUUUUACCCGUCAUCACACCAGAUUCAUUCAAGAUCGGCGUUGAUAUGAUGGCUAAUCGAUUCAAUGGAAAUUCGAAGCGCAAAGGUCAAUUUUCUGAAAAGAUUCAGGGAAUUUGUGUCUUCAUUACGAAAGAAAUUGCUGAAUUCGAACCUGCUAAGCUCGUUUUAGACAUUCCAAACGAGACAGUUCCGAUUUAUUAUCUUACUGUGAAUAAACCGUUCAUCUAUUGGGACAUGGAUGCUAAGAGAUCGACAAGUUACUACGAAUAUAGCGAAGCCAUAAGAAAAGUGGAAAAGAGUGAAGAUCAAUUUGUCUGUGGUUUCGAACGAUGUGUCAAGUGUACAAACUCUGACGACCGAAGAAAAUCUAAAAAUUACCACACAAUUAGAGGCCACAUACAAUCGUAUAAUUUUCGACUUGGAUGCAUCAGUUGUAAAUGUACUUUCGCCUCUUUCGAUACAUUGGAUGCUCAUUACACAGAAAAGUGUAUCAAAUCAAUAUUAACGAAAGCAAUCGAGUUGAAAAGGAAAGAAAAUUCAGAGAAAAAUGCUAAAUAAAUUUCAUCUUUAUUGUCUAUUCAUCAUUUAAAUAUCAUAACAAUAUCGCCAAAAUAAUACUAAUCAAACAAUAAACAAUAACUAUCAAAGUUUAGACUCUAA